Molecule: messenger RNA, 1554 nt
Organism: Abrus precatorius (Indian licorice)
Lineage: Eukaryota; Viridiplantae; Streptophyta; Magnoliopsida; Fabales; Fabaceae
Product: polynucleotide 3'-phosphatase ZDP
Exons: 12
Coding region: 68-1282 (404 amino acids)
Biological process (GO): DNA repair
Molecular function (GO): zinc ion binding; double-stranded DNA binding; ATP-dependent polydeoxyribonucleotide 5'-hydroxyl-kinase activity
Source: RefSeq, a predicted model, not a curated record
UUCUCUUUUCCCUCUCUUCGCUCACUCACGCGUUACCUUCAUGCCGUUACUGUAAUGGAAUCUUUCCAUGCUCCGAAUCCCCAAAAUUUUCGCCGUCAACGUCCGUCACCCUAGCUUUCAUCCCCUUCUGUCCGUUUCCGUCACGGUGUCCCCUCCUCCGUUACCAAAGGGAAAGCCAAUGGCGUCUCGUGAUUCGAUGGUGGCAGAAUACGCUAAAUCAAACCGGUCGUCGUGCAAGGCGUGUUCCGAAGCCAUCAAAGCGAAGACACUGCGGUUAGGUUUGGUUUCCAAAGGCGACGGUCCUUACAACGUCGUUAAAUGGCACCAUCUCCAUUGCUUCCCUCUACCCUCUCACUCUCCCUCUUCUCCUGAGACCAUCAAUGGCUUUUCCACCUUGAAGAGUAGUGACCAGGAAGCCCUGAAGAACUUAUUUGCUGAGAAUGUCAAGUCUGAAGAGAAGGUGAGAGCCCAAUUCUUGCUUUCUGUUAUGAAGAGUAGUGACCAGGAAAGUCUGAAGAAGUUAUUUGCUGAAAAUGACAAAUCUGAAGAAAAGGUUCAUAAAGCAAAGAGAGAUGUACAAAAUGAAACGCAAAUGAGUGAAGAACCUAAUUCAAAGGGAAUGAAGUUGUGCACACCUGAUGUUAUUGCUAUGGUGAACAUCAACUUUUCAGUUUCUGAUGUCACGAGCAAGUACAAGGAUGCUACCCUUUUACCAAAAUGGAAGGCGUUCCAAACUGUCAUUUUUCUUGAUCGGGAUGAUGGUCUGCAUGAUUCAACUAAAAUUGCUGCUUUUGAUUUCGAUGGGUGUCUUGCAAAAACUGCACUGGCAAGAGUGGGUCCAAAUGCUUGGUCCCUCAUGCAUUCGUCAAUUCCUGAUAGACUACAAAGCCUAUACAAUGAUGGUUACAAGUUGGUAAUUUUCACCAAUGAAUCCAAUAUUGAACGUUGGAAGAAUAAGAGACAACUAGCUGUGGACUCUAAAGUUGGACGUCUAAAUAAUUUCAUUGGGAAAGUGAAGGUUCCAAUUCAGGUUUUUAUAGCCUGUGGGCUAGGUAAAUCAGGAGGUAAAACUAUCCAAGAGGAAGAUCCUUUUCGCAAACCCAAACCAGGGAUGUGGCAUCUUAUGGAGAAACACUUCAACUCUGGCAUUGUCAUUGAUAUGGAUCAAUCCUUUUAUGUUGGUGAUGCAGCAGGGAGAGAAUCAGAUCACAGUGAUGCUGAUAUUAAAUUUGCAGAGGCCGUUGGUUUAAAAUUUUAUGUCCCGGAAGAGUACUUCGCCUGAACAUCUAAUUUGGUCUUUGGUUCAUAGAAAGGUUAUGGUCUUGAGGACUUGGAAGUUCCAGUUUUGUUUGGAAGCGACAUUACCAACUGGGAUGGUAUUUUUCUGUUGGCAACAUGGAUGUAAAUAUAUUAAUCAUAAUGUCUACUAUUUUCUGGGAAAUCCUAAUUUAGCUUUUUUCGUUUCAAUUCCAUUAUUAUUCCCUUUAUUUCAUUUCAAAAUAGGUGUAACUUCUCAAGAAACUGAACCAUGAUUUUGGUGGACCAAGAAAAAAG